This is a messenger RNA of Panicum hallii, 807 nucleotides long. RefSeq lists its product as uncharacterized. The transcript has 9 exons. NCBI's taxonomy places the organism in Eukaryota, Viridiplantae, Streptophyta, Magnoliopsida, Poales, Poaceae. Gene Ontology annotation, cellular component: nucleus. Bases 1 to 807 code for a protein of 268 amino acids. Gene Ontology annotation, biological process: regulation of transcription by RNA polymerase II. Gene Ontology annotation, molecular function: protein dimerization activity; RNA polymerase II cis-regulatory region sequence-specific DNA binding; DNA-binding transcription factor activity, RNA polymerase II-specific. The record is from RefSeq and is a predicted model, not a curated record.
AUGUGGAACUGCUCGGCGCCGCACCCAUUCUUGCUGCCGUACGGCGACGACUACGCCAGAUGUGAAAGCUCAAGUUCACCGGCAGGAGCUGUGGGCCUAGACAGGAUACUACCAGCGGAGUAUGAUUUAUACCAUUCUCUGAACUUGUCACCAUCACUGCACGGCCUUCAGACGCCAACGCUUUUUGCUACGAACGGUUCAGGGAGCUAUCUAGGCGCGAAUCCGAUCUACAGCGGCGAGACCCGGCCUGCGUUUUCUCAGUUCAGCUGCACACAGCCAACUGCUGCUGCUCACUUGGUGAGAUGGGCGGCAGCGGGGGAGACGAUGACCGGUGACGGCAGCCGUCUCAGAGGAUCAAAAAGGCUCAAGACAACGACGGCAACAGCAACAGCACAAGAUCCACACCACGGCCUGCGGUGCAAUGCCAAGCCGACAAGAAAUCAGUCUAUGAAGGCGCCAUGUAAGAGGAGCCAGAAGCUCGGGGACAGGAUCACGGCGCUUCAGCAGCUAGUCUCCCCGUACGGCAAGACGGAUACCGCGUCGGUGCUCCACGAGGCAGCUACCUGCAUCAAGCACCUCCACGAGCAGAUCCAGAUUCUGACCGCCUCCUACCCUGCAAUUAGCUCAGCAUCGUCACAGCAGGGCACCCGCGAGGAAGAAGGCCCGACGGAUCUGCGCCGGCGAGGCCUGUGCCUGGCGCCGCUGUCCCCGGACGUCGUGCAGCUCGUGGUGUCGGCCGAGGCGGCGCUCCGCCACCGCGACACGGCCGACACGGAGGAUCGCUGGCGCUGGCUCGCCACUCUGUAG